This is a messenger RNA of Haliotis rufescens (red abalone), 3220 nucleotides long. Its product is annotated as loricrin-like. The record is from RefSeq and is a predicted model, not a curated record. NCBI's taxonomy places the organism in Eukaryota, Metazoa, Mollusca, Gastropoda, Lepetellida, Haliotidae. The coding region runs from base 1 to 2415 and encodes 804 amino acids. The transcript has 2 exons.
AUGUACGGGGACUUGGGAGGUGGUAGCCGAUACAGUUUACAGGGAGGUGGUAGCCGAUACAAUUUACAGGGAGGUGGUAGCGGAUACAGUUUACAGGGAGGUGGUAGCGGAUACAGUUUACAGGGAGGUGGUAGCGGAUACAGUUUACAGGGAGGUGGUAGCAGAUACAGUUUACAGGGAGGUGGUAGCGGAUUCAGUUUACAGGGAGGUGGUAGCCGAUACAGUUUACAGGGAGGUGGUAGCCGACACAGUUUACAGGGAGGUGGUAGUCAACACAGUUUACAGGAAGGUGGUAGCCGAUACAGUUUACAGGGACGUGGUAGCGGAUUCAGUUUACAGGGAGGUGGUAGCCGAUACAGUUUACAUGGAGGUGGUAGCCGAUACAGUUUACAGGGAGGUGGUAGCGGAUACAGUUUACAGGGAGGUGGUAGCCGAUACAGUUUACAGGGAGGUGGUAGCCGAUACAGUUUACAGGGAGGUGGUAGCGGAUACAGUUUACAGGGAGGUGGUAGUCAACACAGUUUACAGGGAGGUGGUAGCCGAUACAGUUUACAGGGAGGUGGUAGCCGAUACAGUUUACAGGGAGGUGGUAGCGGAUACAGUUUACAGGGAGGUGGUAGCGGAUACAGUUUACAGGGAGGUGGUAGCGGAUACAGUUUACAGGGAGGUGGUAACGGAUUCAGUUUACAGGGAGGUGGUAGCGGAUACAAUGUACAGGGAGGUGGUAGCCGAUACAGUUUACAGGGAGGUGGUAGCGGAUUCAGUUUACAGGGAGGUGGUAGCGGAUACAGUUUACAGGGAGGUGGUAGCCGAUACAGUUUACAGGGAGGUGGUAGCCGAUACAGUUUACAGGGAGGUGGUAGAGGAUACAGUUUACAGGGAGGUGGUAGCGGAUACAGUUUACAGGGAGGUGGUAGCGGAUACAGUUUACAGGGAGGCGGUAGCCGAUACAGUUUACAGGGAGGUGGUAGCGGAUACAGUUUACAGGGAGGUGGAAGCGGAUACAGUUUACAGGGAGGUGGUAGCCGAUACAGUUUACAGGGAGGUGGUAGCGGAUACAGUUUACAGGGAGGUGGUAGCAGAUACAGUUUACAGGGAGGUGGUAGCGGAUUCAGUUUACAGGGAGGUGGUAGCCGAUACAGUUUACAGGGAGGUGGUAGCCGACACAGUUUACAGGGAGGUGGUAGUCAACACAGUUUACAGGAAGGUGGUAGCCGAUACAGUUUACAGGGACGUGGUAGCGGAUUCAGUUUACAGGGAGGUGGUAGCCGAUACAGUUUACAUGGAGGUGGUAGCCGAUACAGUUUACAGGGAGGUGGUAGCGGAUACAGUUUACAGGGAGGUGGUAGCCGAUACAGUUUACAGGGAGGUGGUAGCGGAUACAGUUUACAGGGAGGUGGUAGUCAACACAGUUUACAGGGAGGUGGUAGCCGAUACAGUUUACAGGGAGGUGGUAGCCGAUACAGUUUACAGGGAGGUGGUAGCGGAUACAGUUUACAGGGAGGUGGUAGCGGAUACAGUUUACAGGGAGGUGGUAGCGGAUACAGUUUACAGGGAGGUGGUAACGGAUUCAGUUUACAGGGAGGUGGUAGCGGAUACAAUGUACAGGGAGGUGGUAGCCGAUACAGUUUACAGGGAGGUUGUAGCGGAUUCAGUUUACAGGGAGGUGGUAGCGGAUACAGUUUACAGGGAGGUGGUAGCCGAUACAGUUUACAGGGAGGUGGUAGCCGAUACAGUUUACAGGGAGGUGGUAGAGGAUACAGUUUACAGGGAGGUGGUAGCGGAUACAGUUUACAGGGAGGUGGUAGCGGAUACAGUUUACAGGGAGGCGGUAGCCGAUACAGUUUACAGGGAGGUGGUAGCGGAUACAGUUUACAGGGAGGUGGAAGCGGAUACAGUUUACAGGGACGUGGUAGCGGAUACAGUUUACAGGGAGGUGGUAGCGGAUACAGUUUACAGGGAGGUGGUAGCGGAUACAGUUUACAGGGAGGUGGUAGAGGAUACAGUUUACAGGGAGGUGGUAGCGGAUACAGUUUACAGGGAGGUGGUAGCCGAUACAGUUUACAGGGAGGUGGUAGCCGAUACAGUUUACAGGGAGGUGGUAGCGGAUACAGUUUACAGGGAGGUGGUAGCCGAUACAGUUUACAGGGAGGUGGUAGCGGAUACAGUUUACAGGGAGGUGGUAGCCGAUACAGUUUACAGGGACGUGGUAGACGACACAGUUUACAGGGAGGUGGCAGCGGAUACAGUUUACAGGGACGUGGUAGCCGACACAGUUUACAGGGAGGUGGCAGACGAUACAGUUUACAGGGAGGUGGUAGCCGAUACAAUCCGUUAUUAGUCACUGGUGUUUUUGGGGAAUUCUUACUUCGAAAGUCUAUUACUAUUACUAGUUUUCUGCACAGUGAUAAUUAAUAAGCUGUCUUUCCAAUGUCUUGCUUAUUGGUGUUUUCAUUGAAAAGUAGUCUGCGGCAUCAUAAGCAACCCUCACUCUUGAGGACAUAUUUGCCACUGUUUGAGUUUAAUUCACUGUAGUGUUUGUCUGUAUUUCUAUCAACCUGUAUGUUUAAUGGGCCGGUGUUGUGUGGGUAAUCUUAAAAACACUAUACACCUGGAUAUAUGACAAAGGCACAGUCGUUUUUAGUGGGAUUUCAUAUUUUAGAAUUUCAAUUGUAAUUCUGAAGCUCAUUCGUAUAACUUAAUUUAAUGUGUCAAAUGAAACAACCUGCUUAACUGACAAUGUUAACUACAUCCACUUCAUUCAUAGAGGAAGAGGAACACAGAGGUGUGAAAUAGAUCAACAUACAAAUCAGUCAAAUUUUAAUGAUACAUUAUGAUCAAUAUCUUUACCUUAUUGAAUUCUACACAUAUUGUACCUGCUACAAGCAAUCAUUUUCAGUCAAGAUGAUCAUAUGUUGAUACAUAAAUAUUUCGUCUCCAAAGGUCACUGUAAAUGGUUUUCACGACAUGUUGGAAUUGCACAUGGUCAUCAACAGUAGAUAUGCAUUGUCCUAGAGAUGUAUUCGAACAGAACCGAUUUGGGAUAAGAAUUCAAGACCAGUGGAUCAAAGAUGAAAACUUGGCCUUGCAAUGUAAAUUUUGUUUAACGUCACACGCUAGUCUGUAGGGUGGGUGAUUGAACUGUACAACCCAGACUUAGCCCCCAGUGACUAUUUCCUGUUCCGGCAAAUGAAGACGCUUCGAGGAUGCCGAGGACAUA